AUGUAUGGUCGCUACACGAAGGACCUGGGUGAGUACGCGAAGGAAGAGGCACGCAAGCUCAAGUAUCACGAGAAAGCGAGACGAAAAUAUGAUAAGACGAGGGUCGAGGAUCUGCGGAAGUCCAGGCGGGGUCCUCUGUGCCGGAAGUUGUUGGCCCUGCUGGCCUUCGCCUGGAAGCACACCGGCGCCCGGCUAGGCGAGGAUUGGAUCUUCCUUGCUCUCCUCGGUAUUAUUAUGGCGUUCAUCAGUUACGCCAUGGAUCGUGGCAUUUCUAUGUGCAAUAACGUAUUAAAGGAUAAUGCAAAGUAUUUGAUAUGGCACAUUAACGAUAAUCUCGUUUCACCAGCCAGGAUAUGGCUCUAUCAGGAUCUUACUACGCAUCCGGCCUUCAAGUACCUGGCCUGGGUAUCCAUGCCG
This is a messenger RNA of Wasmannia auropunctata (little fire ant), 417 nucleotides long. Its product is annotated as chloride channel protein 2-like. Gene Ontology annotation, biological process: chloride transport. The record is from RefSeq and is a predicted model, not a curated record. The annotation marks the transcript as partial. Lineage: Eukaryota; Metazoa; Arthropoda; Insecta; Hymenoptera; Formicidae. Gene Ontology annotation, molecular function: voltage-gated chloride channel activity. The transcript has 2 exons.